Molecule: messenger RNA, 5148 nt
Organism: Bufo bufo (common toad)
Lineage: Eukaryota; Metazoa; Chordata; Amphibia; Anura; Bufonidae
Gene: FNIP1
Product: folliculin interacting protein 1
Exons: 18
Coding region: 346-3747 (1133 amino acids)
Cellular component (GO): cytoplasm
Molecular function (GO): protein-folding chaperone binding; ATPase inhibitor activity
Source: RefSeq, a predicted model, not a curated record
AUAAUCCGAGGGUAUCUGCUUCAUACAUGAGAAUCGAAGAAGAGCUGAACUGUUUGCAGCCUCUCAAGAGUCAGAGCUGCCUAAAUGGCCCUUGGUGCUAAAGUAAAGACCAUGCCGCUGGCAACAGCUGUUUUCAAGAUGGCAUUUCUCAUCUCGAUGGUGCCGUGCAGUUUCAGACACAACAUGGAUCACGUACUGUUCAAGCCGCAGCGCUCUGUUCACCACAUGCCAGCCUUUCUGAUUUGGUUGAAUAUAGCUUAUCGCUAUUUUUAACAGCUGCCCGAUUGCUGUGUAAUUUUAUUCUGAGAGAUUUCAGGCAAAGGGGGACGCUGCAGGCACCUCAAGAUGCAGUUCAGCUGGCCAUCUUAUGAAUUUGACCCAAGCCAGAUCCGCCUGAUUGUGUAUCAAGACUGCGAGAAGCGAGGACGAAAUGUUUUGUUUGACUCUAGUGCUAAGCGCAAGACGGAGGACCUGUCUGUGUCGAAACUCGUGAGCGACACUCCAGUAAGGGUGUUUGGAAAGUGUUGCCAGCUCAGAGCUGGAGGAGACAGCUCGACUUCUCUGGACAGUUCAGCUAGUUCACUGACUUCUGACACAAAAGAACAAUGUCCAAAGUACCAGAGCUCUCGAUGUUCCUCAGAUGCCAAUAUGCUGGGAGAAAUGAUGUUUGGUUCUGUGGCCAUGAGCUACAAAGGCUCCACGCUAAAAAUUCACCAGAUCCGCUCUCCGCCGCAACUAAUGCUGAGCAAAGUCUUCACUGCACGGACAGGGAGCAGCAUCUACGGGAGUCUUAACACACUGCAGGACAGCUUUGAGAACAUUAGCCACGAAAACACGCUGAGGACCGAGAACAACAGCAUCAUGAACGGGCUCCUUGGGAACAUAGGUCUGUCUCAGCUCUGCAGCCCCAGGAGGGCAUUCUCUGAGCAGGGCCCGCUCCGACUCAUCCGGAGUGCUUCUUUCUUUGCAGUCCAUAGCAAUCCAAUGGAUAUGCCAGGCCGAGGGUUUAAUGAUGACCGGGACAGUGGCAUAGCAAGAUCAGCUUCUCUGAGUAGUCUUCUGAUCACUCCAUUUCCAUCACCAAGCUCAUCACUCAAUAGCAGCUGUGCCAGCAGCUACCAGCGACGCUGGCGUCGUAGCCAAACUACCAGCUUGGAGAAUGGAGUUUUCCCACGAUGGUCCGUAGAGGAAAGCUUUAACAUGUCUGAUGAAAGUUGUGGGCCCAACCUGGGUGUUACCCGGAAGAAGAAGAUCUCCAUUGGUAUCAUAUUCUCCUUGUCAAAGGAUGAGGAUGAAACCAGCAAGUUCCACGAAUUCUUCUUUUCUCAUUUUCCUCUUUUUGAGAGUCACAUGAACAAGCUGAAAUGCGCCAUAGAGCAGGCAAUGAAAAUGAGCCGCAGAUCAGCAGACACCAGUCAGAGAAGCCUGGCUUACAGUAAAAUAGUCGAAGCUCUAAACAUGUUCCGGACAACAAUCUGUAACCUGUACACCAUGCCGCGGAUAUCUGAACCUGUUUGGCUAACUAUGAUGUCUGGAUCACCAGAGAAGAAUCACCUGUGCCAGCGGUUUAUGAAAGAGUUUGCCUUCCUGAUGGAGUACACCUCAAAAACCCAGUUCCUUCCAGCUCUUAUCACCGCUGUCCUCACAAAUCACCUGGCAUGGGUCCCUACAGUAAUGCCCAAUGGACAACCGCCCAUUAAAAUCUUCCUCGAAAAACACUCUUCACAAAGUGUAGACUUGCUGGCAAAGACCCACCCAUACAACCCUCUCUGGGCACAGCUUGGAGAUUUAUAUGGAGCCAUUGGGUCACCUGUGCGGUCAUCACGAACGGUUGUUGUUGGCAAGAGGCAAGAUCUUGUGCAGAAGUUGCUGUAUUUUCUUACCUACUUUAUUAGGUGCUCUGAGCUCCAAGAGACCCACCUCUUGGAGAGUGGGGAAGAUGAAGCCAUUGUUAUGCCUGGUACAGUCAUCACUACCAUGCUGCAGAAAGGCGAGGUAGAAGAGACUGACUAUGUCCUGAUCACAAUGCACAAAAAUAAGGGCUGUUUGCUGAGCAGUGAUUCAGAGGAAAUGCGAACUUCUGAAAAUAAGUGUCAGUGUUGCCAGUGUCCCCUCACUGACCAACAGAACAACGGCUUGGUACAGGAGAACCAUCCAAAGAGCUCCUUCUCAGAGUCAGUAGAGGCAAGCAGUGAUGGAAGCCAGUUAGUUUCUCAGUCAUCCAGCCAAGAAGAAAACAGUUAUUCUGAAGUAUACAAGGAUAAGUUCAUAACCUGUCUGGAUGCUAAGAUAGAGACUGUCAUUAAUGUUGGAGCAGCUCCAUUAGACAAAAGUGUCUUGGCACUUGACAGUCUUGAGCCAGCAGUUCAGAGUCUGGAAAAUGAAAAACCACUUGAUAAAAGCCAAACUGUUAAAGGCAUGAGAACUAGUGAAAUUAGUAUAGAGAAGAAACCUCCUGACAAGUCUGCAGCAGUGCCUUGUGGUUCUGGCCAUCUCUUGAACAAGGUGAAAUUUCAGAUUGGUGAUUCUAUGUCACCUGACUCCGAUAUAGAGAUAAAAAUCCAAAAUGUAGCAGAUCAGAUGCAGAAGCACCAGCUUAAUCCAGUGCAGGAACAGAGGACGCUUUCUGAUCACCAGUUAAGUGUGGCAAAACCAAACCAAAAUACUGAGGACCAAAAAAACGGUGGGUCAUCUGAGAAGCAUACUCUGGUUGCACACAAAAUCCAAAACUGGAAUCCCUUUCAUCCUGAAAACAUUAGCAUGUUUGAUGAGUAUUUUCCAGAAGAUGGUUCUAUUGAGGCAAAGAUCAUUGAUGAAAUUCCAAAAGGAGGUGUAAAAAAGUCUGAUCGUGACCAUGAUUUGGGGUGCUCAACCACACUGUGUGAAACAGGCAAGCCUUCUUGUAACCGAACAAAUUCACUUCCGAAUUUAUGCAAAAACUGCUUUGCUGAGCAGGACAAAGGAGACAAAGUCUCUGUAUCUGUCCCCCAUGGGGAUAAAGAGAAAUCUGAGUGUAAAGUUGCAGUCGGCACUGACUGGGACAUUCCAAGGAAUGAGAGCUCAGAUAGUGCCCUGGGUGACAGUGAAAGUGAGGAUACAGGCCAUGAGCUUCUCACACCAAGUAUUAAUUACUAUGGGACCGAGCAUGAAGAGUGGAUGGAAGAAGAGGAAAUACAGUUUCCAGGAUCAAAAUUGGUGGAAGUCAACUCUGUAAAGCCCAACAUUGCUAACUUUGGGAGAUCUUUGUUAGCUGGCUAUUGCUCAUCCUAUGUACCAGACUUUGUUCUUCAAGGAAUAGGAAGUGAGGAAAAGUUAAGGCAGUGCCUGGUGUCAGACUUGUCACACGCUGUACAGCAUCCAGUCUUGGAUGAACCCAUUGCAGAGGCUGUCUGCAUUAUUGCAGACGUGGAUAAAUGGUCGGUACAAGUGGCCAGUAGUCAGAGGAGGACGACUGAUAAUAAGUUGGGCAAGGAGGUGCUGGUAUCCAGCCUGAUCUCCAGUCUUCUUCAUUCCACUCUCCAGCUGUAUAGACACAACUUAUCUGCAAACUUUUGCAUCAUGCAUUUGGAAGACCGUCUGCAAGAGCUUUACUUCAAAAGCAGAAUGCUUUCUGAAUAUUUGAAAGGACAAACCAGAGUUCAUGUGAAAGAGCUCAGUAUGGUGUUAGGAAUUGAAUCUAGUGAUCUUCCGUUACUUGCUGCAAUUGCCAGCACCCACUCUCCAUACGUUGCACAGAUCCUUCUGUAAAAAAGAAUGCAAUUUCACACCAUGAGCGACAGUGGAGAGGACAAUGUCUUAUUGCAGUAUUUGGUAAUAGCAGUGGAAUGGACUUUACAGCUAUGUAGUAUCUGCUACCAGCUGACAUUCAGGAAGAUAAUCACAUUGCAGGAGAUUCUCCCCAACUUUUCUAGAUGGAAGUCAAAAUGGAAGGAAGAACUUCUGAAUCAUUAGAUGUAAAACACAUACAGUUGUGGGUCCUUAUUACAGCAGCAUUUCAGAUGCCUUUAAAGACUCCAGAAAUGUGUUUCUUCCUCUUUGUAACUUUGUAUGAACUUUUUAAGAUUUUUUAUUUUUUUUGUAUAUAGGGUGAGAAGUGAACAAAUGUUGAAUGUGAUUGAACAGCUGCUUUCUACAGUACAAAUCUCAUUUUUAUGUAAAAAGCUUCACUUGAUGGGGCAGUUCAUAUGAAGAAGAAAAAUGUUGCCACAACAGAGAAAGCUAUCCUUAUCUACCAAGGUGUUAAUUUUGCAAGGUUACAUUAAACCUUGCAGAUUUGAUGUUUUGUAGCUUUACAGGUAAAAUACGUAACAUUUUAAUGCAGCGCCGCAGUGCGAUUCCUAAAUGGCACUAAUUGCAAUUGAUUGAACUGCAGAGGUAGCUCUUUACUGUGGGCAGAGUUAAGACUUUACAACUAUUUUGAGAUUAAUUCACCUUUUUUCUACUGUUGAGGCAUAUUAUAGGCAGAACCUUGCUUCCUGGAAAUGUCAUUUGUGCGUUUGUCAGUAAUGACCUUCCAGUGUAUGUUGUCAAUUUGAAUGUAUUAACUUUUCUGUAAAUCAAAAGAAAGAAUGAAUCUUAAAGGGGUUGUCCCAUCUGAGACAUUUAUGUGGUAUUGCUAGGGACCUCAAAGUGAACUUUGAGCGCAUGGCGUAUGUAUGGCUUUGCUCUCUAUUCACUGCUAUGGGACUUCCGAAAAUAGCCUUGUGGGUGUGCUUGGUUAUUUUCAGAAUUCCCAUAACAGUGAAUGGAAAGCAGGCCACCCAAGUGGGACAACACCUCCACCAUGGUGAACCACCAUGGGAUUUUUUAAAAUAGUCAAUACAAUGCUUGACUAUUUUCAGGAGUCCCAUAAAGGUGAAUAAAAGGUGGCCCGACAUGUGCAGCUUGCUCUCCCUUCACUUUAGGAGCUCUGUUCUUGAGGUGGGACCAGCGCCUAUCUGACAUUUAUCCUAGAGAUCUGCCGUAAAUGUCCCAGAUGGGACAACCCCUUUAAAGAAACGGAUGGGAAUUUAACAUAUUGGGACUACUUAUUUGAAGUCAGUUUUGCAUUGGCGUACUUUAUGCCACAUUAUCAAAGGUCUCCGGUGGUUUGAUAAAUUUGUCUUAUCCUUAAAGGGAACCUGUCACUGGGAUUUUGUGUAUAGAGCU